AUAAAGGAAGAUGAAUCCAAACAUUAUGGAAGUGUGUGCCAUCUCUCAAUAUAAGAAUUGUAUUUAGGCAUUCCAUUGAAAUGGGCUCAAAACUAAAUGGGAAUACUAUUUGGGCUGCAAAUUUCACCAUUAGAGGCGUAGGUAAGGAAAUACCGUUUGGGUGAAAUUAUAAGAAUCCUAUAUUCUCAAGAAACUGAGAUCAAAAUAAGAGAGGCUCACAGUGGAACUUUUAAAAAUUCAGAAAGUCCUACUAAGACUGGGAUUUCAUCCUGGUUGAUGAAUUACAACACAAAUUCAUAUAAUGUCGUCCAAUUCCCAUUUCAAUCUGAAUCUCAGAGCACUCUGUAUGGAUGGUCGUUUGAAGGAGGCUCUUCACAUUCUAUUUACUUCGUACAAGUUUGUAAAAUCUUCUACAUAUCUUCAACUAUUGCAGGCCUGUAUUUCCAAGAAAGCCCUUUCAGAGGGUAAGAAAAUCCACUCUCACAUCAACAGCAGAGGUUUUACAUUUGCUGAAAACCCAGUUGUACAGAAUACACUUAUCAACAUGUAUGACAAGUGUGGAAGUUUGGUGGGUGCUCGUAAAGUUUUCGAUGGCAUGACUGAACCGAACGUCUUCUCAUGGAAUAUGAUAGUUACGGCUUACAGAAAACAUGGGUUUCCUCAGGAGGCAUUCACACUGUUUCGCCAAAUGCAGCCAACAGCGGUUAAGCCAGAUGAGUUCACUUUCUCCAUUAUUCUCUCCGUGUGUUCCGAGGUCGCAUCUGUAAAACAUGGCUUGCAAAUCCAUGGGAAGAUACCAAGAUGCGGGUUUCAAUCUAAUGUUAACGUGGUGAAUACCCUGGUGUGCAUGUAUGCAAAAUGGGGUAACAUAGAGAAGGCGCGCGAACUGUUUGAUAAAAUGCCUAACAUAGACACGGUUUCCUGGAAUUCAAUGAUUACAGCAUAUGCACAAAAUGCUGCUCUUGAUGAGGCUCUGCAACUUUUUCAAGAAAUGCCGCAACCUGAUUUGAUUUCAUGGAAUGCAAUUAUUGCUGGAUAUGCACAAAAUGGGCUUGUUGAAAAAGCCCCGGAGAUGCUAAAGCGAAUGCAGUAUUCAAAUGUAAAGCCAAACAGAGAAAUUUAUGUCAGCAUUAUUUCCGGGUGUGCUAAAAUGGGAGCUCUGGAACAGGGUAUGGAGAUCCAUAAACAAAUAGCCAACAACAGAGUUUUGCCUAAUGUUAUGGUUUUGAAUGCCUUGAUUAACAUGUAUGCAAAAUGUGGAAGCAUGCAGGAGGCACGUGAUUUGUUUGAUAAUAUGCUUCAAAGGGAUGUUAUCUCAUGGACGUCAAUCAUUGUUGGAUAUACACAAAAUGGGCUUGUUGGAAACGCCUUAGAAUUAUUUAAGGAGAUGCAACUGGCAAAUAUAAAACCAAACUCAACAACCUUUUCCAGUAUCCUUACGGCCUGUGCCAAAUCAGGAGCUUUGGAAUGGGGUAUGGAAAUCCAUCAAAAAAUAAUCGAAAGUGGCUUUCUGUCAGAUGUUGUAAUUGUGAAUUCGCUAGUAGACUUGUAUACAAAAUGUGGAAGCAUACAGAAGGCAUUUGAACUGUUUGAUAAAAUGCCUAAUGCAGACAUUGUCUCCAGGAAUGCGAUGAUUACAGGAUAUGCACAAAAUGGUUUUCCUGAUGAGGCUUUAAGGAUUUUCGAAGAAAUGCCUCGGAGAAAUGUGAUCUCGUGGACUGCAAUCAUUGCAGGCUGUGCACAAAAUGGGUUUGUUGAAAAAGCCCUGGAUAUUUUUAAGCAGAUGAUGUCAACAGGUGUAAAACCUAAUUCAGCAACUUUUGCCAGCAUUCUCCCAGCAUGUACCACAAUAGGAACUUUGGAAUAUGGUAUGGAAAUCCAUCAAAAAUUAAUUGAAAGCCAGCUAUUAUCAAAUGUUGUAGUUUCAAAUGCCCUGAUAGACAUGUAUGCAAUAUGUGGAAGUGUACAAAUGGCCCACGAACUGUUUGACAAAAUGCUUCAAAGAACUGUGGCCUCAUGGAAUGCAAUCAUUGCUGGUUAUGCUCAAAAUGGGUUUGCUGAAAAAGCGUUGGAAAUUUUUAAGCAAAUGCAAUUGGCAGGUGUAAAGCCAAACUCAGCAACAUUUGCCAGUAUCCUCCCAGCAUGUUUCACAUUGGGAGAUUUGGUAAAUGGUGUGGAAAUCCAUCAGACAAUAAUGGAAAAUGGUUUUUUGUCAGACGUUGUAGUUGUAACUACCCUGAUAGAUAUGUAUGCAAAGUGUGGAAGGAUACAGAAGGCACUUGAAUUAUUCAACAGCAUGCCUCAACGGGAUGCAGCCUCGUGGACUGCAAUCAUUACCGGAUAUGCACAAAGUGGGCUUGUUGAAAAAGCCUUGGAUACUUUUAAGCAAAUGCAAUUGGCUGGUGUAAAGCCAGAUUCAUCAACCUAUGCGAGCAUCGUUCCAGCUUGUGCAAAACUUGGAGUUAUAGAUCAGGGAAUGGAAAUUCAUCAAAAAAUAAUUGAAAAUGAUUGUUUUUGUGAUAUGGUUGUGACGGCACUGAUUGACAUGUAUGCAAAGACUGGCAGUAUAGGAGUAAGGCAUGUAAGCUGUUUGUCAAAAUGUCUCAAUGGGAUGUAGCAGCAUGGAAUGCAAUGAUUGUAGGAUAUGCACAAAAUGGUCUUGUUGAUAAUGCGUUGGAGGCUUUUAAGCAAAUGCAAUCAGUAGGUGUCAAGCCAGACUCAUCAACAUUUGCCAGCAUGCUUCCAGCUUGUUCCAAACUUGAGCUUUGGAAAAAAGGCUACAGAAUUCCAUCAAAUAACAGUUAAAAGCGGAUUUCUAUCAGAUGUUAAAAUUGUUACUGCCCUUAUAGACAUGUAUGCAAGACGUGGUAUCAUACACAAGGCGCACAAAUUGUUUAACAAAUAUCCCAAUAUGAUGUGGCCUCGUGGAAUGCCUUAAUUGGAGGAUAUGCUCAAAAUGGUCCUGUUGAAAAAGCCUUGGAGAUUUUUAGGCAAAUGCAAUCUUCAGAUGUAAAGCCAGAUUCAUCAACCUUUGUGAGCAUACUCCCAUCUUGUGCAAAACUUGGAUCUUUUGACCAGGGUAUGGAGAUAAAUCAAAAAAUAAUUGAAAAUGGGUUUUUGUCUGAUAUGGUUGUAACAGCCCUAAUAGAUAUGUAUGCUAAAUGUGCGAGUAUACAUAAGUCACAUGAAUUGUUUAACAAUAUGCAUCAUCCAGGUGUAGUUUCAUGGAAUGCAAUCAUAGCAGGCUAUGCAAUGCAUGGCUAUAGCAUGGAUGCCCUGAAACUAUCUGAACUAAUGAAGCAAUCUGGUAUCAAUCCCGAUCAUGUAAGCUUCAUUUGUGUUUUGUUUGCUUGCUGUCAUGCGGGUGUAUUGGAUGAUGGCUGUAAAUUUUUUGAUCACAUGAGUGACUUUUAUGGUAUCAAACCCACAGUGGAGCAUUAUGUAUGCAUAGUUGAUCUUCUUGGCCAGGCUGGCCAUCUUGAGGAAACCCUAAACUUCAUUAUCAAAAUGCCAAUAAAACCUGACGUGGUUGUAUGGAUGUGUUUGCUUGGCCCUUGUAGAUCACAUAAGAAUAUAGAGCUAGGAGAAUUUGUGGGAACACUUCUUUUUGAGUUGGAUCCUCAAAAUGCUGCACCUUAUGUUCUUCUUUCAAACAUUAAUGCAGAAGCUGGAAGAUGGAGUGAUGCUCAAAAGCUAAGGAAAUUGAUGAAAGACAGAGGAGUUGUAAAGAAACCUGGAUGUAGUUGGAUUGAAGUCCAUAAAAGGGCACAUGGAUUUUGUGUGGAAGACAGAUCAUACCCACAAACACAGGAGAUGUAUUCGAAGUUGGAGAAAUUGUCUUGGGAGAUGAAGACAGCAGAUUAUAUUCCAGAUAGUCAUAUGGAAUGAUGCACAAGAGGAGGAGUUACUCGUUUCCCACCAUAUUGAGAAGCUGGCAAUUGCAUUUGGGUUGUUAAACCUGCCCUCUGGAACAAGUAUUAGAGUUGUCAAGAACCUUCGAGGGUUUGGUGACUGUCACACUGCAACCAAAUCUAUCUCAAAGAUUGCUUCUAGAGAAAGUGUUGUUAAAGAUGCAUACUGUUUCCAUCAUUUCAAACAUGGAGAGUGUUCUUGCAAAUGUUAUUGGUUACGCCAACUAAAGCAAGCUAUAUAACAAGGGGUUACAAUGAUAGAAGGAAUUAGGAAGUCUGUACAUCUCUGCAGUGAAAAGUUGGAGGAAUUGGCAGAAGAAUGGGAAUUGUGAAAAGAGAGAAUACUUGAUGAAUAUGGAAAUCUUCUCAGCCAUCAGGAAGUUGUAGAGAAAACCGUACAAUCAACCCAACACUUGGAUACAGGGAGUGCAUGUCUUGUUCAUAUCUUUAUUGUUGUUUACUCUUACUUUUUCAGUUAUAUGGACGACUUUUCCAGAUAAUUCUAAAAUCUUGUCUUCAUUUCAGGUCUGCUAUUUGGUCCUAACAAAUUUGUUUUUUAUCCAGGUGAAUUUCAUUUCUAUAUGGUCAUGGAAACCAAGGAGAUUUUACAUUGCACGAACCCAUCUCCUUUCAAGGUGACCAGGUUAAUUGCUAAUGACUAGUUAAAAUCUGUUUGCCCAAAUUCUAUAUUAUAGCAAAUUUCCUUGGCUUGGUCCUGGUAUUUCUACUGUUUGUGUGGCUAAUGAAGAUAUCAAGAAAAUAACGUUAAAGAUGGUAAUUAUGGACAUUGGACACAAUGCUCCCGUGGACACUUUGAACUCACUGAUUAGCUACAAAAAGAAUUAGAAAGCAUGCCUAAAUGGCAUGAUUCAGAAAGGAGGAAGCAUAUAUGGGAAAUAUUUUAUUCUCUUAACUUGCUUUUUGUUUUUAGUUGUUUUUGUGUAGGUGCAAUAGAAGGUUAGACGAGCAACGAGGAAAGCGAAAAUAGAUUUUAGUGGAGGACAAGGAGAGGUGGGUCUAAGCUCGCAAGAAGUCGGGUAAAUAGAAAGAGAAUUAAUUUAUAGAGGGUAAUUGUGGUCCUACAGGAGGCUUGAUGUAGAGGGAAAAAAUAUGUGAAUUUGUAGUACCUAAUAUGGUGGUAGGCUAGGCCAUGGCAGUUGGGAUCUGGAGUUCUUCGAAACAAGAGAUUCAAAAUUUUAAAAUUGGGGAGGAUGAUAUAAUUGCUCUUUUAUGACAUGGACUUCACCAGUCAUUUAUUUCUUUUUGCUUUAAUACUUUUGGGAUUGAAUUCAUAAUUCUUGUUGGUU
Cryptomeria japonica (Japanese cedar) is the source of this 5218-nucleotide messenger RNA. RefSeq names its product pentatricopeptide repeat-containing protein At2g13600. The coding region runs from base 302 to 2617 and encodes 771 amino acids. The transcript is spliced from 2 exons. Gene Ontology annotation, cellular component: intracellular membrane-bounded organelle. The record is from RefSeq and is a predicted model, not a curated record. Gene Ontology annotation, molecular function: protein binding; RNA binding. Gene Ontology annotation, biological process: RNA modification. Lineage: Eukaryota; Viridiplantae; Streptophyta; Pinopsida; Cupressales; Cupressaceae.